AUGCCUAUCCAGGCUGGUCCGUUGUCAAGCACGCCAGUGUCACGGCCAAGGAACUGCCGAGCUUUGCCUGAAGACAAGCUGCAAUGGCGCGUCCUUGGAAUUGAGUCCAGUUGUGAUGACACUGGCGCCGCAGUUCUGAGGGGCGAUGGCAAGAUUCUUGGUGAAGCGCUAGCUUCUCAGGCUGGCAUUCAUGAGCAAUGGGGUGGUGUUGUGCCUCGACUAGCUCAAGAAGGGCACCGGAAGGCCAUUGAUGAGACAGUCGAAGAAGCCUUGCGAAGAGCAGGCAUCUCUGCGGCAGAGCUCUCUGGCGUGGCGGUCACUGUGGGACCUGGUUUGGGGCUUUGUCUUGAAGUCGGUGUGCGCAAGGCUUUGCAUAUUGCAGCAGAAUACAGAUUACCUUUGGUACGUGUUCAUCAUAUGGAAGCGCACAUGAUGGUGACGAGAUUGCCACAAUCGCCGACGCCAGCAGAAGGUUUCUGUGGGCCCGCGUUCCCAAUCCUGACGUUGCUAGUUUCUGGUGGGCACAACAUGGCUGUGUUGACUAGAGGUGUUGGCCAACAUGUGAUCUUGGGAAGCACCAUUGACGAUUCAAUUGGAGAGGCAUUUGACAAAACUGCACGGGUGCUUGGAAUUACCCAGGUGCCUGGAGGACCUCAUUUGGAACGUUUAGCAAAAGAUGGUGACCCCAAGGUUCACCCACUCCCGAAACCCUUGUCGAAGACCCGAGACAAGGUAUUGCUUGAAGGCUGUGACUACUCCUUCUCAGGAUUGAAGACAGCGGUGAGGACGCUGGUUGAAAAAGAACUACCGAGUUCAAAAGCAGCCGCCCUUUCGGAGGAGGGACUCCGUAAAGCACAAGCAGACAUCGCUGCAGCGUUCCAGAAAGUGGCCGUGCAACAUUUGUGCGAACGGGCUUCAAGGGCUGCAGGCUGGGCACUGGAGUUGGAACCGUGCACAAAAUGGUUGGUCGUGGCAGGCGGAGUGGCUGCGAACCAGGAAGUGAGGAAAGGCCUACAAGAGGUGGCUGAGGAGUACAGCUUGCAGAUGCGUUGCCCACCACCGCGGCUUUGUGUGGACAACGGUGUCAUGGUCGCCUGGGCUGGCAUAGAGCGUUUGGUCUUAGGGCUUUACGAGGAACCUCCUUCAAAAGACGGAGCAGACAAUCACGUAGAGAUACGGCCACGCUGGCCGCUCGGUGAAAGAGACCCGCGCAGCCAGCAGGAAAAGUUUCCUAAAGGCCAGAAGCGUAAAGCUGAUCAUCUCAAAGGCCACAAUGACAAGGCCCAAAGACAAGAGGUCGAGUCAGUUGGCUGA
Molecule: messenger RNA, 1314 nt
Organism: Durusdinium trenchii
Lineage: Eukaryota; Dinophyceae; Suessiales; Symbiodiniaceae
Source: the annotation of a GenBank genome assembly